AGUGCCAUAUGUUUUGUUCACAGCCGGUCCCAAGCCCGGAAAAAGGAAGAGGGUUGCGGUAGGUAGCCGCGUAAAAUUUAGUCACUUUAUUAUUAAUGGAUCCAUGAUUGUCGACUCAAAAUAAUUUGGUACCAAGACUUAGUUGUUGUUGUAUUAGGUUAGUUGGAAUUUAUUAUUUGAGUGCUCAAGAUUUGCAUAUUUUCAAGGAAGCUAACAAUUAGAUUUUGCAUUUGCUGAUUAGCAAAAUUAUUGUUGAAACUUGAAAACAUACCAUUAUGUAGUAGAAUAUGGGUUUAAGUGAUAACUUGGUAGUAAUGGCAUCCGUAAUAAUGUCUGAUGUCUAUAGUUCGAACCCCAUGUCCCCCCUUCCCCAAACCCUUUCCAUGCAACCACACAAUUUUCCUUCCCCUAAAAGCCACAACCUUUUCUCCUACUUGUUCCAUUCAUUCAAUCCAAAGUUGUGGCAUGCACGUGGAGCUGCUGACUCCUCCUGUGUCUUUUGGAGAGAUUCACGUGAUUGUUGGCCCCAUGUUUGACAGAAAAACUACCACCCUUCUUUGCAGAAUUGAAUCUGAGAGCAGCAAUGGCAGAAGUGUGGCAAUAGUAAAAUCGAAUAAGGAUACAAGAUAUGGAUUGGAUUCAAUUGUGACACAUGAUGGGGCAAAAUUGCCAUGCUUGGCCUUACCUGAUUUGUCAUCAUUCAGACGAAAGUUUGGUCUUGAGGCAUAUGAUCAGUUAGAUGUGAUUGGUAUUGAAGAAGCUCAAUUCUUUGAGGACCUUUAUGAUUUCUGUCGUGAAGCUGCUGCUCAUGAUGGCAAAAGAGUAAUAGUUGCUGGAUUAGAUGGUAAUUAUUUAAGGAGGAGCUUUGGUUCUGUGCUGGAUAUAAUUCCCCUGGCUGAUUUUGUGACCAAAUUAACUGCUCACUGUGAACUUUGCGGUAAAUGUGCUUUCUUCACCUUAAGGAAAACAGAGGAGACACAGACUGAACUGAUUGGUGCGGCUGAUGUCUACAUGCCUGUGUCGGUAGCACUAUGUCAGCGGACAAGUAGUCAAGGAAGGUGCAAAGACUGUCCUGGAAUCUCAAAGCGUUCAGUGUGUCUCUUAUGCAUAGUUCAACUAAGGAAAACAAUGGAGACACAGACCGAACUGAUUGGUCUGUCUACAUGCUUGUGUGUCAGCAGCACUAUGUCAGCAGAUAAGUAGUCAAGGAAGUUGCAAAGACUGUCAUGGAAUCUCAAAAGGUUCAGUGUUUCUCUUAUGCAUAGUUCAACUGCUUAGUAGGAAAUCUGAAAUCUCCUAGUAUGCUCUGCCUUGUAGUCUACACAACUUGUCAAUAGUGAAAUUGCAAUUAAGUUAGGAAUUUUACAUCUUUAGGUCCCUAUCAAGAAUGUAGAUAUUGUUACAUCUAUUUAUGUGGUCAAUGUUUGAUAGAUGCUUUAAUUAUCAUCAAUAUACAUUGCUGGAAAAUAUAAAACUAUAGUGAAUGUGAAUUUGAAACAGGUUUUUUCUAA
This is a messenger RNA of Quercus lobata, 1511 nucleotides long. RefSeq names its product thymidine kinase a-like. The coding region runs from base 337 to 1203 and encodes 288 amino acids. Gene Ontology annotation, molecular function: thymidine kinase activity; ATP binding. Gene Ontology annotation, biological process: thymidine metabolic process. The record is from RefSeq and is a predicted model, not a curated record. Lineage: Eukaryota; Viridiplantae; Streptophyta; Magnoliopsida; Fagales; Fagaceae. The transcript has 4 exons.